AUGAACAGUUCUAGUGUGAACACUCCCGAAGUGGCACUACAUGUGAAUACUCCCAUAGUGAACAAUCUGCCUGUGAAUUUGUCCCAUGUGAACAGUUCCAGUGUGAACACUCCCGAAGUGGCACUACAACGUGAAAGUGUGAACCCAGAACUCAGUGUGACUCCUAUGGAAGAACUUGAUUUGCUUAUUAAGUGGCUAGGUCCAGUUUCUAUUCAACACGCCACAAGCAUACGUGUAGCAAAUGCCAUGAACAGUUCCACUGCACUGCAGCGUAUAUGGAAACGACUGGAUGACAGAUAUGGAGCACCCGAAUCAAUUUAUGACGCUAUAAAGAAUAAACUGAACAACGAUCAGAGUAACAGAACUCUCGCAAAUUCAACGUUUUUCGAUAAACUUGCCUGUCAAUCAGAAGUCGUAGAGUAUAAUCUAAAAUCCUGUGGUGGUGCUAGAACCAGCCAUGGCCGUGUGGCAAGAGACUGUGUUAUUGAAUCAUGGGACGGUGCGUACAAGUUUAAUUUGCCUAGUGUGCUCGAAUGUGAUGAUGUCCCUAAUGUCCGCGAAGAAAUACCUACGCCAGAGGCUGCAAGAUACCAUCCACAUCUGCGAGACAUUGCUAACCUGAUACCUCCCAUUGAUCAUAGAGCAGAGAUCAUGCUGCUCAUUGGCAGAGAUUUAAUUGACGCCCAUCACGUCUUGGAGCAGCGAAUUGGCCCCGUUCACACUCCAUAUGCUCAAAGAUUGAAACGUGGAUGGGUUGUCGUUGGGGAAUGUUGUCUAGGCCAAAUCCACAAGUCAACAAGUGUAAACGUGAACAAGACAUUUGUGGCAAAUGGGCACACAACAAUACUCACCCCUUGCAAAAACCGCUUCGAUGUUAAAGAGCAAUCAAUCUGCGAGAUUUGUGAUGACCCCAUUUUUGUUCGCACAUCUGCUGACGAGAAGCCUGCAAUGUCACAGAAUGACAAGUACUUCAUGAAAAUGAUGGAUGAACAGUUCAAGAAAUCCCAUGGUGGUAAAUGGAUCGCUCCUUUACCAUUUCUGCCCGAUCGGCCAAGAUUACCCAACAACCGUGACCAAGCCUUGAAACGUAUGAAACUUCUACAGAAGUCCAUGGCUCAUGAUGAACAAAGACAAAAUCUAUUCAUUGAUUUCAUGGGGAAGGUGUUGCAAAAUGGUCACGCAGAAAGAGCCCCUAAAUUAGACCCACACCAAGAAUGUUGGUACUUGCCUAUAUUUGGAGUUUCGAGUGCCAAAAACCCCAACAAGAUCCGAUGUGUGUUUGACUCGUCCGCAAGAUACAACAACAUCUCAUUGAAUCAAGUUUUGAACACUGGUCCUGAUCUUACCAAUAUGUUGUUAGGUAUACUCCUCAGUUUUAGGAAAGAACGAAUAGCAGUUACAGCUGACAUAGAACAGAUGUUCUACAACUUCUGUGUGUCAGAAGAGCAUAGAGACUACCUCCGUUUCCUGUGGUUUGAAGAUAAUGACCCACAGAAGCCACUGGUAGACUACAAGAUGACUGUGCAUGUGUUUGGGAAUAGCACAUCCCCAGCUGUUGCCACAUACGGGAUCAGAAAGAUUGUUGAAAACAGUGAAGAAGAUGUGAAAGCAUUUGUGAACAACGACUUUUAUGUUGAUGAUGGGCUGACGUCUUUACCAACAGUGCCGCAAGCUGUCAGUCUGUUGUCCCGUACCUCAAAAGCUUUCGAGAUGGAAGGUAUCAAGAUGCACAAAAUUGCCUCGAACAGUGACAAAGUGAUGAUGGAGUUUCCACCAAAUGCAUUGGCGGAUGGAGUCAGAGACCUGACGUUAGAGCAACUUCCUGUCCAGAGGAGUUUAGGCCUACUUUGGGACCUUAAUACGGACACAUUCACCUAUGAAAGUACCAAUGAUGCCUAG
Messenger RNA from Dreissena polymorpha, 1899 nucleotides. RefSeq lists its product as uncharacterized. The record is from RefSeq and is a predicted model, not a curated record. The coding region runs from base 1 to 1899 and encodes 632 amino acids. NCBI's taxonomy places the organism in Eukaryota, Metazoa, Mollusca, Bivalvia, Myida, Dreissenidae. The transcript has 3 exons.